CUGUAAUAGCACACAUGCCCACAAGGGGUCGUCAAAUCAUACCUCUGACACUUUUGGCGCUCUCUUCGCAGUAAACCCUGGAGUCAGGGACGUGAUUUCUCUUCUAAUGAAAAGACGUUCCUUAACAGCAAUAACAGUCGGGAGUCCGGAAAACUAGGGAAUAGCUACUAUUUAGCGCUCUCCCAAUUCUGGACUGGGGAAAUUACUACCCAGCGGGCAAAAUAAUAUGCUUUCAUUAUUGAACUGAGCAUCAUUGUGCUGCUGCAGUGGAUACUGAAUGCACAGUAGCCUACAGAGUGCUCUCCACAAAUGCGUCCCCUAAAUUUUCAAUGCCGCUGUUUUUAUUGAAAUACAGCAAGUGGGAUUGGUGGACAGCUUCACUCUGUGCAGUCAGAUAUUGAUCAAAUGACUUUUUUACGAACAAAAGGGCAACCUAUCUCAUGGAUACAAAAAUGGCAUGUAAUUUGAGCAAUGCGCAUAAUUCCUGUAUUUUUGAUAACGGCGGAGUGGAGAGAGCUCCUGCUUUGGAUUCGGUGGAAUGGAUAGAUUGGAGAGCCUCGGGAUGUGAGAAAAACGGAAAGACACCAGGUCCCGACGCAAUGUUUAAAUGUAUAAUAUCAUUGGGAAUAUUUUUACUUCUUUUACAAUCAGCUCUGGCUUUUGAAGAUGACGGGAGUUAUGAAGGGUCAGCGCCGAGCUCUCUCCGCCAGGACCCCUCCCCCUCGGUUGUCCCCUCUCACCUUUUGGCCGGCUUUUCUCCGGAAGAUUCAUCGGCGGCAGCGGAGAUCGCGAGGAGGCAGCCUGCCUUCUCGUCCAUACUCACCAUGCUCGCCAGCAUGGUCCAGAGGCCCCAGUCUUUAGUGCAGUCGCUUCCCCCUGCAGCCACUUCCAGCAACGACAUCCAGGCUGACCACUGGCCUUCGGAGAACCAAACCGGAGAAGCGCUGCCUUUGUCUUCAGGGCCCGCGGCAACCGGCAUUCCAUCUUCAAUCUCAGAGGAAACAACAAUGAACAAGACCUCUACAGCCGUUGUGUCCCCUCUCACAGCUUCCAAAGAAGCGGAGGUUCCAACCGUAAAGAAUGCCACCAACUCACCCCCUUCCCCUGUGAGAUAUACCUCCACACCCGAAACCACAACCACAACCGCAACCGCACGAGUGAAAACCACCACCACCACUCUCACCACUCAGGAAUCUGCAAGAACCACCACCCCUCAGACCACAAGCGUCACCAGCAAGACCACGACCACUGAGGUCACGAGGCCCACAACCAUUGCGACGUUGCAGCCGACCACUGUCGCGCAGACGAUGCCGACCCAGACCGAGACAACGACCACAGAGCGAACGACCACGACCACGGCCAAAACGUCAACUACUGUUGCGACCCCCACGUUCAGAGUCACUACGCAGACGUUCAAAACGCCCCCUCCUGGACGGAGGGUAGUUGGACUCAAUCCCACCCCCACCCCCAAGGUUCCUGCACUGCACUGUAAUAUAUCAGAGAGACUCUGGGUGAAAACAGUUUUGUCCAUACAUCAAAGGAGAAACCGGCUUGAAAACAUGCUGAGACAGAAUCUCCCAAAAGCCCUCACACAGGUCCUGCAGAAGGCUCUCAACGACAGCGGUGUCCAUGCACAGAUCGAGAAGCUGUUCGUCGGCUCCAACGUGACCGCGGCCUACUACGCAGUGAGCGGCGGCAUGGUCUACAUGGCGUCCGUGGUGGUGGAGGCCCUCGGCGUGUACGGAGUUGGCAAGAUGAUGGCAGACAUCCGGCAGUUCGGGCUCGCGUUGCAGGCUCUGCCCAUUCCCGUCACCCCCUGGGUGCCCACCCCAGCCGUCUCUCCUCAGCUCAGUACAGUCCUCAGGUUUGUGGGCCCGGGAGACAAUGUAAAGUCCUGCAGCUUCGCUCAGAUGAUGGAGCAGCGGCUGGAGAAUGCAUUUGCGGAGGCGGAGUCCAAAGUGUUGAACACCCACAGCAGACUCUCGGUUCAGAUUUUGAGUGCCUCCCAGUUGCCGGGCUCGCCCGCAGUGUCCCUGAUCUACGUGGUGUGGAAUGGGAGUGCCUUCCUGAAUGGCACUGCCUCCAGCAACCUCCUCAACCAACUCACGGCCGAGCUGGUGGGGUACUUCCUCUUCUUCCCCCCGCUCGUCAUUGCUGAGCCACUGGAGUAUCACAACCUCAACACUUCGACUGCAACCAGAGACUACUGGGUAAUCUCAGUAAUUCAGGACGUGGACGCCUCGUCCCUGGAGGGAAAUUACCAGAGCUUCGCCAGCCUGAUGGAGCAGCGCUUGGCCGAUGCCUUCGUCGUGGCCCACCAGGAGGGGGCGAGGUUCCGGAGGGCGGCCGCCGCGGGAAGCUACACCGUUCAGAUGGUCAGCAUUAGAAGAGUGCCUGGUCCGAAGAACUCGGCUGAACUGACCUACUAUGCUCUGCUGAAUGGCGUCCCUUUGUCUGGCACCUCUGCAGCCAAGAUCCUCAACACGGUGGACUCCCAGACCAUGGCUCUUACUCUGGGCUACUUCAUCCAGCUCCAAGCUGAACCCGUGGUGAAGAACCCGCCCAACAACCUGUGGAUCAUUGCCGCGGUGCUGGCGCCCAUUGCCGUGGUGACAGUCAUCAUCAUCAUCAUCACUGCCGUCUUGUGCAGGAAGAACAAGGGCGACUUCAAGGCAGACGCCAUGGGCAACCUCAACCCCCGCGCAAAGACAUCGUAUCGGAGGGAGGCCAGCUAUUACCACCAGCCGGUGCAAGGCUUUGACUAUGCCAAGCAACACCUUGGCCAGCAGGGCGGCGAUGAGGAGGCCCUACCUGUUACGCAGGAGACGAUGGUCCUGCCCCUUCCCAUACGGGACGCCCCUCUGUCACAAGAGAGGGGGAUGCACCUGGAUGGGAGCGGCUCCAAAAAGACUCUGUCCGGUGAAAUUCGCAAAAGCAGGUUGCCUAGCGAGGACGGUUCCCUCGUCAGCAACGAAUCAGGGAAGCUGCACUCGGGCAGGGGCUCGACGGUACAGAAAGUCCCGGCACAGCAGAAAAUGGCCAAGGAGGAGGCUCGCACCAGAAGUGCAGAUCCCUACGACUCCUCGUCGGGCUCCCUGCAGCUCAUCUCCAUUAAGCCCAUGACGGCCCUGCCCUACUCUCACCCCGCCUCCUCUGACCGAAGCCAGGACUCCGCCAUCCACAACGGAGAGGUAAACAUGGCCCUGAAGCAGAAAUCAGACAUCGAGCACUACAGGAACAAGCUGCGACUCAAGGCCAAGCGGAAGGGCUACGACUUCCCGGCCAUCGACACCAGCAACAAGUCCUACACGCACCGGCAGAGACACGGCCAUGACAAGGCCCACAUGGAGCUGAGCAAGGCCCCGGACCCCGACGAGGAGAGGGCCUCCACCUACGUCAAGUCCAGGAGGAGACACCCCCCGAUGAGUAACCCGGCCUGCCGGAGCCGCCAGUCCUUGAACAGCCCCAGCCCGGGCGGGACCGAAAUGGACCUGCUCGUCAUGAGGGAGAGGCCCAGGAGGGGGAUCCGCAACAGCGGCUACGACACGGAGCCGGAGCUGAUCGAGGAGACCAACGUGGAUCGGCUGAUGGGCUCCAAGGGGUAUGCUAGCGGGCGACAGGUCAAAGGUCACUCGGAGACGUCCACUCUGAGCUCGCAGCCCUCCAUCGACGAGGUGCGGCAGCAGAUGCACCUCCUCCUGGAGGAGGCCUUCAGCUUGGCCUCCGCAGGGCGCUCCACUCAUGGCCACGCCCCCUACCACCACCUCCACGGCCCCUACAGUCCAGGACAGGCCCUCCCCUACUCGGACAUGGUGACCAGUGCCCCCGGGACCAUGAACAGGCCCCAAGGAGGGCUGCAGUGGGUGCCAGCCUACGGACCAGAAGUGUACCAGUGCAGCCUGCCCAAACCUGCCUUCCGGUUCACUCAACUUCCAGACAUGGCUGUGGGGACCUCCCCACCCCCAAUACCCCCAAGAACAGGCCCUGCUUCUGCAGCACAGCUGGGGCGCUCCUCUUCUGACAUGGGCCCCAAGGCCAGGACCUCAGAGUCCUCCAUCCCUGAGACACACAACCAGCGCAACAGUGCCCCCUAUGUGCCAAGCACCAGACCACCCCUUCCUCCUGUCACAACUGAUCAGUCCAUGGUAAACUACUCAGGAAACCCAAUAACAGCAGUGUAUGCCAUACCAGCUAGCCGGGCCGGCUACUCGGGCUACUUUGUCCCCACGCCCCCCUCGUCCUACCGGAGCCCCUCCUGGAUGUCGUACCCCCCGGAGCCGGAGGACCUUCCGCACCAGUGGGCCGACUCCGUGCCCCUGCCGGGGUAUGCCGAGGCCUUCCCUCACCCCCAGUACCCGCGGGGCAGCCCCCUGGGGUUGCCGCGGCAGUACAGCCAGGCCUCGUCCACGCGCAGCGGCCCGGAGCAGCCCCCCACCACGCCCUCGACCGCCGCCUCCCAGCAGAGCCUGACGGAGACGCUGGAGACCCCCGACACCUCCCUCAGCAACAUCUCCACCACCGCCCUGGUCAAGGCCAUCCGCGAGGAGGUGGCCAAGCUGGCCAAGAAGCAGACCAACAUAUUUGAUUUCCAGGUCUAGCACCACCCCCCCCCCCCUCCCCUCGGGACUCGGUGGCCAGGCGACUUUCGUGUGUGUGUAUGUGUGUUUGUGUGUGUGGGUGUGUAUGUACCGUGACCCUGGAGACCUGAUUCCUGGUUUGCCCACCCCCAGGCAGGGUGGGCAAAUCCUUCUUGGUUUUUUACGUCUGUCUCAGUUUGUCUUUCAAUUUUUGUUUUGGCUGCUUUUUUUGGAUGAUUUCUUCUAGUUCAUUGUAUAUUUCUCAUCGAAAGGCUAAAUGUAAAACGCAUUGUUAUACGUGGAAUGUAGAGGUCCUAAACGGGGACUACACACUAUAAAGCAACUCUGGUAUCGGUACGGCAUUGAAUUAAUGCACGCGGUGAGCCUGUUGGCCAAAACAUCAUUUACAAUGGAUAUUAAAGCUACUGGGCUUUCUGCUGUGAGCAUUGUGAUCAUAUGAAAGUGUUUAUUUCUUUUGAGACGACAGGUGGAUCGUCCUCAUUUUGCAUCAGUAGUUAUGAGAAGGUCAACAUUACAAUGGAAAGUAUGAUUUGCAUGAUGUACAAUGAAGUACAAAAAACAUGGAAGUAAUGAUGUGAUUGUAUGUUUGGGAUAAAUGCAUCCAGUGAGGAGUCCCAUGUCAUGCCAUAGACACACAUAUAAAAGACCUCCACAUUGGCCGUGAAUAGAGCUACAUUGUUUCUGCAGUCUCCCUGAAUGAAAAUGAAAGCAAUUGCACACCAUGGAUAUAUACUGUACAUUCUCAUUUUAUUCCUAGCUGUCACAGUUUCACUGUCUAAACUCAAAUUCCCAAAAGUUGGUGUCACACGCCAGUGUAACACCCCUGUGAGGGAGAUGCGGCAGUGCCAGGGAACACCGUUGGUUGCCGCAUGGAGAGAGAGAGAUAGCGCACCCACACAAACAGAUAUAAAAUAAACGCCAUCUUCACCCUUCCCCCUUAUGGGUUCCAGGCAAAAACCAAACAACAAACAACAAACUAAAAUAACAAAGACAAAAAAACUAAAACAGAGCGACAACUAUUUCAGUUCCCUCUCUGUAGCAAGCCUUUUCCCUGUCAUGUUAAAAGAAACAAAACGAAAGUAAUUAAACGAAACCCAAAUAAAGAAACUCGCUCUCGGUGUGAGCUCCCGGUCUCGGCCCCAGACUGUGGAGAGCAGCACACCUUUAAGCACCUGGGCUGAUUAACUAAUGCAGCCCAGGUGCGUGUGCUCUCUCCACCAGUCUGCACAAACUAGACAAAUCCGCCUCUCCAGCGGACCGAAUCCCAACAGUUGGUUCAAACUGACCAUUUACCAAAAUUGGAGAUAUAUGAUAUGCACCAUAAUAUAUUAAUUUGCAUACAUUCUUUUUUGAGAAUUGAGGAAUGGUUCCUUAACAUGAGAUAAUUCAUGUUUCUAGAAAUUACACCCAUCUAUAAUUGCUAUCAUUGUGGUUAUAUAAAUGAAAGCUGAACAAAGGCCUAUUCUUUCAAUCAUAUACAACGGAAUUAUAAUAUUUUCAAGUCCAUUUUGUUAUGGAGCAUAAUUGUCUGUUGCAUAUGUAUUAGUAAGUAAUUGGCAUGUAUUUAACAAAGAAGAAUGCUCUCGCUGCAUGCUACCCUUGGAUAUUUGACAUAAGGGCCUUUUGUAUGUAAGGGGGUUGGCUGUCAAAAACACUCAUAGCUCACUGAGCUGGUAAAGUUAUUGAGCUCCGUAGUGAAGCUAUAUUCAGAAACGUGGAUUCAUUACAGUGAAUUGUGAAUGUCCUAUGUAUGAGUAUGUUUUUAUGUUACUCCUCUGCAACUUAUAAAGGAAAAUCAUUGAAUGCACUUUAUAAUUUCAAAGCACUGAUAACAAUAUUGAAAGGCUAGAGCAAGGAAGUACCUAGGAGGGGCCAGAGUUAGGAUUGAGGCUUUUGGUCAUCGUUUCUUGUAUGGCUUUGAAUCUGAAUGACACAGGCAGUUCCUGGUACUAAGCGCCAGACCUCAAAUAUCAAUGUGAAUGUUAUGCAAUUAUCAGAAAAAAUGAAAAACUCAAAAAUGCAAUUUUUUUUAGAAUUAAUACGGAAAUGAGAAAUGCAUAGAUUUAGGGUUGGAAAGUACCCAGAUUAUAAAAAUAUCAGCAUAUUAGCACAUUUGUGCUAUGUCAACUUUUUAGUGAACAACCUGCAAUACCAUAUUUGACCACUCGAUUGGGGCAAAUUGCAUAUUGCAGCUGCAGUGUAGCACUGCUUCCAUAGAAACCCACGCUAUCGCAACAAGAAGGUGGUUGUCAGUGGCCCUGUGCAAUGAUAAGGGGAUAUGAAUGUUCACUGUGCAAAAAAAAAAAAGAUUUACACGGUUUUAUAUUGUGUAAUUUUAUAAUUCUAUUUAAAAUGCAGUAGAGUAGACUCUGCAUCCUUGAGGGACAUUCCUGCACAACGAGGGACAUGUGUGCUCGCUAGGUAUCAAUGGAUCCAUGAAACUCAUGAGCUUGCUUUAAAAUUGUUUAUUUAGCUACUGACUGAACUAAGCAGGAUGGUGAUAAACUUGCAAGUGUGCACGACAAUUCAAAAAAGUGCUCGAAGUGUUGCCUUCUUCUGACAUCACCAAAGUUGGCAGAUUACCUCCUUUAAGUCUUUAGGUUUCCCUUUAUAAUGUGGUUUAAGGCCAAUGUGGUUUAAGGCCAACAUACUGCCACACUGAAGAUGCAUUCAGUGGAGUUGCAUUUAAAUUUUUUUUUUUUUUUUUUGCAAUGAAAUCUUUGGGCUAUAUUUUCCUCUUUACUCCCAAUUCACUAGCCAGUAGGAUCUUUUUUCUUUCUUUUUUAACAUAUUAAUAGUAAUUUUAUCCCACUACAUUGCUUGUGCUGUGUGCAUCACAAUGUCAUCUUCAUAAGUAGUGUCAGUACUUUACAAAGGGAUUCUAAUGGAAUACUUAUUCAUAUAUACACUUUAAAAUGGUACACUAACAGUUUGGGCAGUAUUGAAAUGGUAGUAUUGGUAUUUUAUAGAGACCUAUCACGGUAUAUGGUGUUACUGGAUAUAGGACAACUACAUUGAAUGAUUAAAUAUCCAAAUGUGUCAAAUACAUGGGCCUACUGAUUAACUAUAUACAUACCAUCGGCAGUAUAAAGUACAAUUUUUGGUUGAAAAUCCAGAUAUUGAAUCCCCAGUUGCAUUUCACAGGUCUGUUUCUUUCUCCCACAUGUAUAUUUGUAUGUGUUUGAUUCACAAACUAUUUUUGUAAAUAGUUAGGAAAAGGACUGAAGACCAUUGAAGAAACGUUUUGCUUGGGCUGAUCUUAGUGUGCAUCUAAAAUCUCCAGCUAAACAAAGAAAUAAUAAUAUCUCUUCUGAGUCACAGUUCAAUUAAAUAGACAAAGACUGCACAAGUGUAUUAUACUUCAGUCAGCCAGCCAACGGAUGCCAGCAUAUCCUUGUUUAGUGCAUCUUCUUAUGUAUCUGUUUUUAAUCAUGCUCAUAUUUUUUGUAAAGUGCAAUAAAUUAUAUUUCUCACACUCAUUUUGGGAGAUGAACACUGGAUGCAAACCCAGACAGUGUACUGUAUAUAUUUAUGUAUAAUUGUACAGCUUUUCAUCGAGUGUUUUAAUGCUUCAUAUUGGUUUCUAGUUUUUUUUUUUUUGCUGAUGUAUUGAAACCUGCAUUGAUGAUGUCAGAUGCUUGAUGAUGAUACAUGUUAUUUGUUUUACAGUCGUCGACCAAAUUCAUUUGUAAAAAUUAAUGCAUUCGCAUUGUACUGUUUCAAAAAUAAUAAUCAUCGGGAAAAAAAAUCAAGAUUAUACAUAAUCUGAAAUCAAUAAGAAGGAGCCUAAUAAAAGUGUUGGUAUGAGUGUA
Anguilla rostrata (American eel) is the source of this 8410-nucleotide messenger RNA. Its product is annotated as KIAA1549-like b. The coding region runs from base 441 to 4598 and encodes 1385 amino acids. NCBI's taxonomy places the organism in Eukaryota, Metazoa, Chordata, Actinopteri, Anguilliformes, Anguillidae. The transcript has 22 exons. The record is from RefSeq and is a predicted model, not a curated record.